Sorex fumeus (smoky shrew) is the source of this 2176-nucleotide messenger RNA. It is a transcript of the gene P2RY1, whose product is annotated as purinergic receptor P2Y1. The record is from RefSeq and is a predicted model, not a curated record. Gene Ontology annotation, biological process: platelet activation; phospholipase C-activating G protein-coupled receptor signaling pathway; relaxation of muscle. The coding region runs from base 19 to 1128 and encodes 369 amino acids. Gene Ontology annotation, molecular function: G protein-coupled ADP receptor activity; G protein-coupled ATP receptor activity; A1 adenosine receptor binding. The transcript is spliced from 2 exons. Gene Ontology annotation, cellular component: plasma membrane. NCBI's taxonomy places the organism in Eukaryota, Metazoa, Chordata, Mammalia, Eulipotyphla, Soricidae.
CGGGCCGCGCCCCCGAGCAUGGCCGAGGCCCCGUGGCCGGCCGGCGCCAACGCCUCGGACGCCGCCUGGCCGGGCGCGCCCUGGACCAACGGCUCCGCGGGCGCCGGCGCCGCGGCCGCGCCGUUCCGCUGCGCGCUCACCAAGACCGGCUUCCAGUUCUACUACCUGCCGGCCGUGUACAUCCUGGUCUUCGUCGUGGGCUUCCUGGGCAACAGCGUGGCCAUCUGGAUGUUCGCCUGCCACAUGAAGCCCUGGAGCGGCAUCUCCGUGUACAUGUUCAACCUGGCGCUCGCCGACUUCCUCUACGUGCUCACGCUGCCCGCGCUCAUCUUCUACUACUUCAACAAGACCGACUGGAUCUUCGGCGACGCCAUGUGCCGCCUGCAGCGCUUCAUCUUCCACCUGAACCUCUACGGCAGCAUCCUCUUCCUCACCUGCAUCAGCGCGCACCGCUACAACGGCGUGGUGCGCCCGCUGCAGUCCCUGGGCCGCCUGCAGAAGAAGAGCGCCGUGUACGUGAGCCUGCUGGUCUGGGCCGCCGUGGCCCUCGCCUUCGCGCCCAUCCUCUUCUACUCGGGCACCGGCGUGCGCAAGAACCGCACGGUCACCUGCUAUGACACCACGGCCGACGACCACCUGCGGAGCUACUUCGUCUACAGCCUCUGCACCACCGUGGCGCUCUUCUGCGUGCCCCUCGUGCUCAUCCUGGUCUGCUACGGCCUCAUCGUGCGCGCGCUCGUCAGCAAGGACCUGGACAACUCGCCGCUGCGCCGCAAGUCCAUCUACCUGGUCAUCAUCGUGCUGGCCGUCUUCGCGGUGUCCUACAUCCCCUUCCACGUCAUGAAGACCAUGAACCUGCGCGCGCGCCUGGCCUUCCAGACGCCAGAGAUGUGCGCCUUCAACGACCGGGUCUACGCCACCUACCAGGUGACCCGGGGGCUGGCCAGCCUCAACAGCUGCGUAGACCCCAUUCUCUACUUCCUGGCUGGGGACACCUUCCGCCGCAGGCUCUCCCGGGCCACCAGGAAGGCUUCCCGGAAGAGCGAGGCCAACCUGCAGUCCAAGAGCGAGGACAUGACCCUCAACAUCCUGUCCGAGUUUAAGCAGAAUGGGGACACGAGCUUGUGAAGGCCCCGGGGCCGCGUGUACUCUGGCUCGGUCACGGUCUCAGCGCUGCCCCUGCGGGACACCACAGCCCAGCUGGAUUCUCCCCUGGUGUCAGCCCUGGAGCAGCCCACUGCCCUUGUCCACACCUAUGUGCUGCAGGCCAGCAGCUGUGGUCCCCGAGUCGACGGGGAUGAGGAGGCAGGGUGGGCUGGGCUCCGGAGCACAUGGCCGUGUGGACGCGUGGGUCACCAGCAGUGCGGUCAGUGGGACAGGGCAGCUCAGACCCACGACUGGGGCCUUGGGACGAGCAGGCCUGUCCCUGCACCCGAAUCAUCAGAAGAACAAACAAGUGAGCGGGUCCGGGGCACUUGGCAAGCCCAGCAGCAGGGGAAGGCAGAGCCUCCUCUGGCCCCUUGGGCAGGGGUCCCGCACUGUGCACCUCUGAGCUGUCCUGCCUGUGGCUGGCCAGCGGCCGGCACUAGCGCAGAGGCCUGACCUCGCUGAGGACCUCGGUUUUCCCUGUUUGUCAGGACACUGCCCGCCUCGGGCAGCAAGACUCGUGGCAGCUGGACUGGGGUCAGCGCAAGAGGCCUGGCAAGGGCUGGCCUUCCCGGCCAGGCUGGAACUAGCACGGCGUGUUCACAGAGAAGCCGCAGCCCUCGCUGUCCAGCCUGAAAAAUCCUGGAGGACGGCUCGCCCCCUGUGAAUUAUAUUUAUUGUCACGUGUGAUGCUGCCGUGUGCGCUGGCGUCAUCUUACGGGACAGGUGACGCUGCAGAGUGACCGGCUGCUUCUCCUCUCUGUCCUCACCACACUCCCGGCCAGAACCUUUCCGUGUGAACUGAGAACUCGUGUCUGGGAGCCCAGCGGCGUCCCCGGAAACGCCUGGCGUGCUUCCAGUGGGGCCCUCUCAUCUCAACUCCGGGGGGCCCAUGCUCACCACCAGCUGACCCCCCUCCAGAGCCUGGGUGUAUCACGGACAGUCUGUCAGAGCCCUGUGGAGCCUGGGCUGCCCUGUCCAGGACCAGAGCCUCCACGCCCGGCUAUGCCGGCCCUGCCUCGCGGGAGGA